Molecule: messenger RNA, 1137 nt
Organism: Trichoderma reesei QM6a
Lineage: Eukaryota; Fungi; Ascomycota; Sordariomycetes; Hypocreales; Hypocreaceae
Exons: 1
Coding region: 1-1137 (378 amino acids)
Source: RefSeq, a predicted model, not a curated record
AUGGUCAACUUUUCUCAACUCCCCUACGAGCUCCGCGAGAAGAUAUGGCUCGACACCAUCGAGCCUCGCCUGGUCGGCCUGGUUCCCUGUCGGAUUGGCAAAGGCCUCUGGAGCGUCAAGAGCACCGCCCGCCCUCCCGUGGCGAUGCAUGUCAACGCGGAGGCUCGCCAGAUCGUGGGCAAAUACUACAAGAACCUGGAAACCCGCAGUGUGUUGAACCACAAGCUCGACAUGUUCUACGAGGAGUGGCCCAUUGUCCUGGAUGCCUCGCCACGCAUCCUCUUCAACUUUGACAUUGACACGCUGCACUUUGCGGACACGGCGCCUCCCGACAAGCCUGUGCCAGAACCCGAGACGCUGCGGAUGAAGCCAAAAGUGCCGACCAAUGCCCUGGACCUCCUCAUUCUGAAAGAGUCGCUGAGCGCGUUUGACGGGCCCGGGUUCAGGGGAAUGAUUGACGCUUCCUCGCGCAUCCAGGACUGGCCCUAUAUCCUCGAGGCAAAGGAUGUGAGCCACGACUACAUCCACAGCGGAGAUCCGAGACUGCUCAACUGGACCAGCAUCCGCUAUGUCCGCUUCGACUUCAACGUGUUCCUGUCGGAUCUCGCCGUCUGGUGGGGGAUCAUGCAUCCGUUUGUGAAGUGGAUGCAGCAGGCGGCAACGCGAGUCGAGGUCCCCGACGACCCCAUCAGGAGCUACGACCUCGUCAUGUUGAGCGGUCGAGGGAACAAGCGGAGGCUGCAGAAGACGUUUCGACUUGCUCUCCGCCCAGAGAAGGAGGCCGACCCAGCAUACCAAUCGCUGUCGCCUAUCCAGCGGCUGGAGCAGCAUGGCGCAGUGGUUUUCGAAGAGGUGCUGCCUGCACCCGAGGCCAAGGCCAUCCUCUUUGAAGUUGUUGACCCUCUCAUUGGGGGCGACGCCAUCGCCAAGUGGAAGCAGUUUUCGGUUGAGCAGAGAAUCACGAGGCCGCCGCAUCCCAUCGUCCUACCCCGAGCGACGGCGUUUGGGACGGACAUGGAAGUGCUGUGGCAGAUGGCCAGGCGCAGGCGAGGUCUACGUCAUGGCGAAAUGUCUCCUGUCCAUGGGCUGUGCCUUGCAGACUAUGGCAUCGACGGGGGCUUCCGCGGCAGGAAGUGA